This is a messenger RNA of Ilyonectria robusta, 1227 nucleotides long. RefSeq lists its product as uncharacterized. Bases 210 to 986 code for a protein of 258 amino acids. NCBI's taxonomy places the organism in Eukaryota, Fungi, Ascomycota, Sordariomycetes, Hypocreales, Nectriaceae. The transcript has 2 exons. Gene Ontology annotation, molecular function: protein dimerization activity. The record is from RefSeq and is a predicted model, not a curated record.
CCCCCCCCCAAAAAAAAAUCUCUGUUGUCUGAUUGGUCGGAGAAGUGGGACACGGCCCGGAUAGCAAAACUCUUUCGGAAUUCCCCUUGACCCCACUUCUUGCAGUCCUUGUCGGAGCGAAUAUCUGAAUCCAAUCAACCGUACCGCCACCCAAGGCCGUAGAAAGCGACAGCGUCUUUGACACUGAUGGCGAGAACGCAUUUGAAUUCAUGGACCUCGGCGAGCAAUUAGCAAGUAUUCAUACGACACCCCCGGCGGAGAUCCCGUCUCGCGACGGAUUCCACUCAACACCUUUGAGUUGGGACGCACCCCGGUCGGGACAUCGAUUCCAUUCAGCAUCAGCCGAGAGCCCCAAUGCAAUGGGGCCAGCCGCCGGAGAGAUGGCGCCUCAGGGUGACGACAGCGGUCUCAGUGAGGAUAAACAGUUACGUCUUCUAUCCGUUGCCUUCAAUAUGGGCCAGCAACCUGCCAGCUUCAUGCCAUCCGGCGGGUUCGGCAUCAGUUUUGGAACUGGACUGAAGAACACCUCCAGAACGGCGGUCGAGGACACGCAAGGUGAACCAUCGGCAGAUUCAGUGCGGCCACAGCCAAAGAGAUCGAGCCCGAGGCACACAGACAAACGUAACGACAAGGCAAAGCCAGUUGACAGAGCUGCCCACAGCGACAUUGAACGCAAGUACAGAACGAAUCUGAAUGACAAGAUUGCCGAACUACGGCAUGCCGUCCCCUCAUUACAUGCACUGCCUGAGUCUGGAUCGAAGAAGGGUAAAUCGUCAAGACACUGCAACGCCAGCAAAGUAAGCAAGGGCACCGUCUUGAUGAAAGCCACCGAGUACAUCCAGCACCUGGAACAGCGUAACAGGGCCAUCAAGAAAGAACAUGAGGCCCUAAUCCAGCGGCUACAUGUGUUCGAAACGUUGCUCAACACGUCAGAAAGGGAGCGACCCUCGACGCCAGAAUCCAAGAAGAACCUCAGCGAGUCCUGACGAAAUCUAUAAGAGACAGGCCGCCGCGGUGUCCUUGCGGGUCUUGCGGGCGAUGCUGGAGGAAUUACCGAUACUCGUCGCAGCGAUGCCAAGUUCUCCAUCUCUGCAUGUAGUUGAUAAACAUAUGCAGCUGGCAGCCACUCAUGCCGUUAAACGCCCGGAACGCCGUACAUGCUCCGAAAGUAUAAACGCAGCCCGUCAAGUAGACCAGACGCUACACAGACAACCAGAUCUUGGCCAU